GCGGGAAGGGGCGGAGAGCGCGCUCCUGCGGAGGCGGCUGUGCUCAUCCCGGCGGCCCAGCGCUCCAGUGCUCGCCGGGCUUCGCAGAUGGCUUGCCCCGCUCUCGGUCUGGAAGCCCUUCAGCCCCUGCAGCCUGAACCACCUCCGGAGCCUGCCUUCGCCGAGGCACAGAAGUGGAUCGAGCAAGUCACUGGCCGAAGUUUUGGUGAUAAAGACUUCCGGACAGGGCUAGAAAAUGGGAUCCUUCUUUGCGAGUUGCUGAAUGCUAUAAAGCCAGGACUUGUUAAAAAGGUCAAUAGAUUGCCUACCCCCAUUGCAGGAUUGGACAAUACCAUCUUAUUCUUGAGGGGCUGUAAAGAGCUUGGCCUUAAAGAAUCUCAACUCUUUGACCCAAGUGACCUCCAGGAUACGUCCAGCAGGGUCACUGUCAAGAACCUUGAUUAUAGCCGGAAGCUAAAAAAUGUGUUGGUGACCAUUUAUUGGCUGGGGAAAGUUGCAAACAGCUGUGCAUCCUACAGUGGAACCCCCCUGAACCUGAAGGAGUUUGAAGGACUGUUGGCCCAGAUGCGAAAGGAGACUGAUGACAUUGAGAGUCCUAAGCGCAGUAUCCGGGACAGUGGCUAUAUUGACUGCUGGGACUCUGAACGCAGCGACUCCCUCUCUCCUCCUCGCCACGGCCGAGAUGACUCCUUUGACAGCCUGGAUUCUUUUGGCUCCCGCUCCCGGCAGACACCUUCACCAGAUGUAGUUCUCAGGGGAAGCAGUGAUGGAAGAGGAAGCGACUCUGAAUCCGACUUGCCGCACCGGAAGUUGCCGGAUGUGAAGAAAGAUGAUAUGUCUGCACGACGGACCUCCCAUGGCGAGCCGAAGUCUGCAGUGCCUUUUAACCAGUACCUCCCGAACAAAAGCAACCAGACCGCCUAUGUCCCGGCACCUCUGAGAAAGAAGAAGGUGGAGCGGGAGGAGUACAGGAAGAGCUGGAGCACCGCCACCUCCCCGCUGGGCGGGGAAAGGCCCUUCAGUUAUCCUGAAACAAUAGAGGAGGAGGAGGGGAGUGAAGCAGGGUCUCCUGGUGAAGAUGACCCCAGCAGCCAGACGGGCCCGGAUGGGUGGCCUCACGGUGGGUUAGAACCUCCUCCCAGCCAUGGUGAGGAGCAGUCUCCUGAGGAUGUUGCUGCGGUACCGAUUGCCGUUCCUGAAGACAGAGAUGCCGUGGAAAGCCAAAAGCGCCGAAAGCUGGAGCAAGCUGGGAUCAAGGUCAUGCCCGCGGCACAGCGCUUUGCCAGUCAAAAGCAAUCGAGUGACGAGAAUGAAGCUACUCGUGAUAUCAUCCUUCGGAAGGAAAACCCUUUCCUGACCCAACAUGGCAGAGACUCAGAGUCAGAAGACGAAGUCGCAUGUCGACUGCCUGACCUUGAGAAAGACGACUUUGCUGCAAGGAGGGCAAGGAUGAACCAGAGCAAGCCACUGGUGCCCCUUAAUCAGCUCCUGUAUGGACCUUACCAAAAAAAAGAUGGAGAGAAGGCAGGUGGCAGCAAACGGGUCUCAAAGGGACCGUCAGUCAAGAAAAAUCUGAAGUGUAAAAGAGACCAGGACCAACCUGAAGAGGGGAACACAGUAGUGGCCUGUGUCAUGAGAACUCAGGAGACUGAACCGAUGGAAACGAAUUUCAGGAGAGCACCGGAUCUUCAGAAGGACGACCUGGCCCAGAGGAGAAUCCGGGGCAGACAGACCCCUCACCAUGAGGCUCCAAGCUUCAUUAAACUCUCCAGUAUUACAGAAGCUGACCUAGAGACGUGGGAGAGAUUGAAAGUGUCAGGAAAGACAAGGGAUGGAGAUGCUCAGAACACCUGUGCCCCUGAGCCCUCACCAGAAAUCAACGCAGAGAUGGCCAUCCGAGAUGACUUUGCCAGCCGAAAAGCAAGGGCCUAUAAGAAAGUAUCCAGCCCCAGGCAAAAGUUUGUGCAUUUUGGGCCCGUGACAGAGAUAGACCAACAAACUUGGAAGCGGCUCAGCAUUGGAAAGGCGGGGCCUAGGGACAAUGCGGAGGUUGUCAGUCACAGCAGCCGAAGCCAGACUCUCUCCCGGUUGCCUCCCUCUACUGCUCCUUUUGGCUUAAAGGAAGACCAAAUGCUUAGUCCACAGAAUGACUGCAGGAUAGUGCCUUAUGGCACAGAUGACUGUCUCAAAAAGGUCCCGUGCCUGGCGCCAGUGCCGGAGUCCCAGGAAGAGCAGGUCUGCGUUCAAAGCGACAACCCAAGGACAGAGGAAGUUACACCCACGCAGCUGCCACAGAAUGGCAGAGAACAAAGUGAAGAAGUUAUUCAAAAAGAGCCUGAGAUGCUGCCGAGAGCCGAAAGACCGGAGGAGUGCAGUGGACCCCUAUACGGUCCGAGAACUCCUGUGUCAGAUGACGCAGAGAGCACGAGUAUGUUUGACAUGCGGUGUGAGGAGGAGGCAGCGGUGCUGCCGCACAGCAGGGCCCGCCAGGAGCAGCUGCAGCUGAUAAAUAACCAGCUGAGGGAAGAGGACGACAAAUGGCAAGAUGACCUGGCUCGUUGGAAGAGCCGUAGAAGAAGUGCUUCUCAGGACUUAAUCAAGAAGGAGGAGGAAAGGAAAAAAAUGGAGAAGUUGAUGUCUGGAGAAGACGGGAUAAGUGAACGCAGGAAAAGCAUCAAAACCUACCGAGAGAUUGUCCAAGAAAAAGAGCGGAGAGAGCGGGAGCUGCACGAGGCGUAUAAGAACGCUCGGUCACAGGAGGAGGCGGAGGGGAUCCUCCAGCAGUACAUCGAGAGGUUCACCAUCAGUGAGGCUGUGCUCGAACGCUUGGAGAUGCCAAAAAUUCUGGAAAGAAGCCAUUCCACGGAGCCAAACUUGUCCUCCUUCCCGAAUGACCCCAGCCCCAUGAAGUACUUGCGGCAGCAGUCGCUGCCCCCACCCAAGUUCACUGCCACGGUUGAAACCACCAUUGCUGGCCUCCCAGAGACCAGCGCGGCAGGCGGCAGUGGGUCUCCAAGCAAAACCAUCGCUCCCCAUGCAGUGCCUAUGCUGACACCCAAGCCUUACUCGCAGCCCAAAAGCUCCCAAGAGGUUCUGAAGACUUUUAAGGUAGAUGGGAAAAUCAGCAUGAAUGGAGACAUGGCCCACGGAGAUGAGGAAGAAAAGGAGAAAGAAGGGCCAGCGGUGGAACCGGGCCCCUCCUUAACCAAGUCCCAGAUGUUUGAAGGCGUGGCCACAGUGCAUGGUUCUCCUGUUCAAGUGAAGCAAGGCAGCAGCAGCAUUGAGAUCAACAUCAAGAAGCCAGACUCCGCUCCCCAGGAACCAACAGCAGCCUCUGAUGGAGCUGAGUCAAAUGGCCAAGAGGACGAGAACGGUGGUGGGAAGUCGGGGACACAGGACGUGGAGCCGUCCUCAGCAGAGCCACGGCAUUUCACCACAACUGUGACCCGAUGCAGCCCGACCGUGGCCUUUGUGGAGUUUUCCUCCAGCCCACAGAGGAAGGAUGAGGUACCAGAAGAACAGGACCAGAAGAAGCCAGAAAAUGACAUGAGCGGGAAGGUGGAGUUGGUGCUGUCACAGAAGGUGGUAAAGCCAAAAUCCCCAGAACCAGAAGCAACCUUGACGUUUCCAUUUCUCGACAAAAUGCCUGAAACCAACCAACUUCAUUUGCCAAAUCUCAGUUCUCAAGCUGAUUCUCCAAGCAGUGAAAAGUCCCCUGUAACUACACCUUUCAAGUUCUGGGCGUGGGACCCGGAAGAGGAGCGUAGGCGGCAGGAGAAAUGGCAGCGGGAACAAGAGCGUGUGCUCCAGGAGAGGUACCAGAAGGAGCAAGAUAAGUUGAAGGAAGAGUGGGAAAAGGCCCAGAAGGAGGUGGAGGAAGAGGAACGCAGGUACUACGAGGAGGAGCGUAAGAUCAUUGAAGACACUGUGGUCCCAUUCACUCUCUCCUCAAGUUCUGCAGACCAGCUGUCUACUUCCUCCUCUGUAACGGAAGGCAGUGGGACACCGAAUAAGAUGGACUUGGAAAGCUGUCAAGACAAAGAAAAAGAGAGAAGACAGAAGCCACCUUUCCAGGAGAACGACAGUGACUCGUUGCUCAAGGCUAGGGAAAGUGGUCCACCAGAGGAGGACAGCAUUAGCAGCCUAACUCAAGGGCCCUCGGCUCACUCUGAAGAGUCCAUGUCAAAAGGAAUCCAUCUGGACCAGCAGCCCGAGGCUGAGGCUGGGGCCCCACACUGUGUUACAAGCCCACAGCUAGCUCAGGAUCCACCUCAGAGUCCUCAGGUAUCAAACCCAUCAUCACACGUGUCGGAAGAUGUGAAGCCCAAAACCCUGCCCCUGGAUAAAAACGUUAAUCAUCAGAUUGAGUCUCCGGGUGAAAGGCGGAAGAAAAGCCCUCGAGAGAACUUCCGGGCCGGGCCCCUGUCCCCAUGUUCUCCUACCCCUCCUGGCCAGUCGCCAAACAGGUAUAAGAGGUCUAUAAGUGGGAAGAAGCUGUGCUCCUCCUGUGGGCUUGCUUUGGGUAAAGGAGCCGCCAUGAUCAUCGAGACCCUGAAUCUCUACUUUCACAUCCAGUGUUUCAGGUGUGGCAUUUGUAAAGGACAGCUCGGAGAUACAGUGAGUGGGACGGAUGUUAGGAUUCGCAACGGUCUCCUAAACUGCACCGACUGCUACAUGCGAUCCAGAAGUGCUGGCCAACCUACAACACUGUGAUGUGGUUGGGAGCUUCUGGAUCACUGAGCAUCAUUUUUUUAAGGGUGUCCCUUGGCAACUGCUUAAUUAAACCCCAAGUUCAGGGGCUUCUCAGCAUUCAUCUAAUUUCUGGGAGAUUCUGCUACAAGGUGGUAUCUGCUCUUUUGUAUUGUAGCACAAUGUUUGUGCUUUUUUCUGGUUGGGGGCUGAUUUUUUUUUCUGCAUUUGCACAGUAUAUACAAAAGAAUAUUGCAUUGUAAUGAUCCUGAACAGUUAACGGGGGAAAAAAAAAACGGUUUUAGCAUGGGCAGAGAGACUUAUGGCUGAAAAGUUGUUUUUCUCUUCUUUGGGAAAUAGCAAAAGGGUGCAAUAAACCUGUUGUGUUUUAGUAUUUCUAGAAAUUAAACAUGUCAUGUUUACAGAAUUGAGCUUCAGGAAGUGCAAGACAUGCCAACGUAAGACAGGAGCAUAAAGUGAAUGCAUUUCAGAAAAACUCGACACCCCAGAAAGCUCUGACUCUGAACUGUAACUUGUUUUUUAAUGCAAAGACACUAGUCUGAUAGUAUAUACUGUACUCCUGAGAACAUUUGUGUUACUUACCUUUGGGGGCAGAAAUCCUACCAAUAAACUAUCCCACUGCUAGUAUUAGAUUUUGUGUACCCUGGAAGUCAAGUCAUUAAUAGAGGCUGGUCCAGCAAAUGAAGAGAGCCCUUUCCAGACUGCUAGACUUCCCCUCUGUGACACUGUCCAAAGGUAGGAAGAAGCAGGAGGGAAACAGACCAGCCGUUGUCUUCAGACUUACUGUAAAAUCUGUGAGGAAGGAUAGUCUACCCUGCCCGUGUGUCAGUGGUAGCCUUGAGGCGUGGACCGCCUGCUUUCUCCAAGCACCGGGUUAGGGCUUGUUGAGGGCUUGGUGUGAGGAUGUGGGUGUUAGGCAUCGAGGACAGUCUACCUUUAGGAAUGGGCACAUCUCAUCUUCGCCUGCAAGCUUGCCUUGGGGGCUGACGCCCAGGUAUCCAAAGAGAAGCAUUAAGUCGAUCCUCACAGAGCCCAGAUGGCACGGCGGCGUGACAAGCCCGCAGCCUGGUCGGUAAGCGGCCGCAACCAAGGCGGACGGUGCCCUGCCCACUCCCGUGGACCUGUGGGCACCUUCCUUCUCCCACGUCGCCUUCUUUGCUCUCAAGAAUUCUGGACCUGACCCGUGGAGUUUAGAAAGGGAUGCCUGCGGAGAUGUGGUUUAUUUCUCUGCCCUAUGUGAUAAGUUUCAGCUGGACGCGACAGGCAUGAAGUGGCUAAAACCAGCAUGACUUAGCUCUCCAGGCUGUUUUCCUUAAGACUGGGGAAAGGGGAACUAUUUAUUCUGCCUUAAAAGGAUGGCAACCAAGUAACGACGCUGUUAGGUGAAUGUAGACUAUGGAUACACUCCUAGUAGGCUAAUGUAGCAUAGAGAGAGAGCAAGUAGAUGUUUUUCUGUUAUGUAAAGCAAUAAUUUUUUCUGUGUCUUACGGAGUAUGGCUAGCAAUUAUUUAUUUCCAAGCUAGACGGUUCUUUGCAUGUGGGUUCUUUAUAGGUGCAGGCAUCUCCUGGCCGCUGGAGGCAUAUUGACCACUUUGUCAUUUGGACGAGCUGUUAUUGGAUUGAAAUUCACACAUCAUUUCAUUCAAAAUUGUGCCUUAGAAAAUGCAAAGCUGUUGCACAUAGCGAUGAAUGGCAGAUCCAGAACACCGAAGGGAAAUGACGUCACUUCCCGGUUCCCAUGAGUUCUCUCAAAGGUGUUUGCUGCUUUACAAGAAAAAAAUAAAUAAAUAAAAGAUUUUAAAAGACAAAUAAAAAAAGGAAAAAUUUAAAAAGAAAAAGAAAAGUUUUGAAAAUGUACAGAUCAAGUCCAAUAUUUUGAUGAAGCACCUGCAUGUUUUAUUAACUAUUUUAAUAAUGUGGAUGUUUACACUUUGCAUGAUAUUAACAGAGUACUUUACGAGAAGCGAUGCACAAAACAUGUACAAUACGGUCAUUCAUAAGCAACUUUUAUAGAAUACUUUUUCCGUGCGCGAGGCCAUCCAUUCUGUCAGGAGCACAUGAGUAUUGCACAUUCUUCUGGUUUCACAAAGCCGUUUUUACAUAUUUCUUAGUGAGACGCAUUGUACAUGUACUGAAGCCAGACUGGAGUCAGGAGGAAUCAAGCCCCAUUCCCAGGCGGAGCAUGCUUUCCCGUAAUGAACACUAGUCACCAGCCUGGAAUAAUCUCCAGCAUUUUCUAAAUUCUAAUUGCCAACUGUUUCUAUUUCUAUUUGAUUUAUAUUUCAUUUAGGGCCAGUUACAUGGCAGCUUCGGCAGACUAGAUCUUGUUGUUCUCCAAGGCAGCAUAGAAGACUAUGAUCUAUUUCUCUUCAAAUAAUCUUUGAGAUCCCAGGGAAAAAAUGCGCUGUUGUGUGGAGCUAUAAUGUAAAUGUGUUUGUUUAUAAACCAGACGGGGCAAGUGAGUGAUUUAUUGUUCCUGGGGGACUGUAGCUGAUUCUCCCCUGCAGACUCCAAAUGCUUCCUUCCCAAGAACAAGAACGGUGACUCUGUUUCUCACUAGCAAACUUUCAUAACAUCUGUCCUUCUUUCUGUGUAGUGUCAUUAACAUGACCCGUAUUCUAGUUACCGUGUACGGCGUAAGAUUCAGUGAGCCGAAGUAAUCCACCUUUUGAUGUGAGUCCAUCCAAAAGAUGUUCCUGUUCUGGGUGGGCAACAUUCUGUAUCAAUUACACUAGCUUCCAUUUACAAUAUUUAUUCUAAAAAUGCCUCUGAGAAAUAGUUUAAAAAAAAUUAAAAAUGAAAAGUUGUCUAAAAUGCAACAGCUUUUAUAGUAAAUGUACAUUUAUAAAUAAAAUACUCAAAUCCA
This is a messenger RNA of Peromyscus californicus insignis, 7576 nucleotides long. RefSeq names its product LIM and calponin homology domains 1 (gene Limch1). Gene Ontology annotation, biological process: positive regulation of stress fiber assembly; actomyosin structure organization; regulation of focal adhesion assembly. Bases 88 to 4713 code for a protein of 1541 amino acids. Gene Ontology annotation, cellular component: stress fiber. NCBI's taxonomy places the organism in Eukaryota, Metazoa, Chordata, Mammalia, Rodentia, Cricetidae. The transcript is spliced from 33 exons. Gene Ontology annotation, molecular function: actin binding; myosin II head/neck binding. The record is from RefSeq and is a predicted model, not a curated record.